GAUACUCAGCAUUUCACAAAUCUGUGUUUUCUCACCCGAUCAAAGAAAGAAAGAAAGCUUACCCCCUUCUGUGGGUAGGUGUGCAGUGCCUGUCUGUCGCACACAGACCACCACUCUCUUCUUUUUUCAGUUUUCUUUGCCUAGGUUUCGCCGCCGAUCCUUCUCCGUCACCGUCUUGGACUCCGGCUAAUUCUUUAUAUUUCUUCAUUAUUCAAAGUAAGUCUCUUCCUCUGUAGUCUAUACCCCGCCUCUCUCUCUCUCUCUCUAUAUAUAUAUAUUUACACGCUUGGAUAUAAUAUAUGUAUAUGCAUGUGAAUCGGAUUGCUGCAAACUCGAUUGAUGGGGCAUAAGAAGCGAAACGUCGCUCGCUCCAAGCAAUCACCGGUGGCUCAACCGGCCGCCGGCGGCGGAGCGGAUUAUGCUACUCUAGCGGAAAUCGAUUCCUUCCCCAAUCCAAAUACCAAUACCCACAAGAACCAGACUAGGAUCGAGCCGUUGGUGGAAUCGGACGGUUCGUCUUACUCCACUGUCAAGCUUGAAUGCGAGAAAGCCCUAACUGCGCUGCGGCGCGGGAACCACACCAAGGCGCUGCGGCUCAUGAAGGAGUCAUGUGUUCGGUACGAGGGUACGCCCCACUCGGCGCUGAUUCACCGAGUUCAGGGAACAGUGUUUGUUAAAGUAGCCUCCAUCAUUGACGACCCCAACGCCAAGCAGCGGCACUUGAAGAACGCGGUGGACUCGGCGCGUAGAGCCGCUGAACUUUCGCCGAAUUCAGUCGAAUUCUCGCACUUCUACGCGAAUUUGCUCUACGAGGGGGCCAACGAUAGCAAGGAGUUCGAGGAGGUGGUGCAGGAGUGCGAGCGGGCGUUGGCGAUCGAGAAACCGGUCGAUCCUGCCAAGGAGAGUUUGCAGGAAGAAAGCCAGCAGAGGAUAUCAUCGCCAGAGGCGAGAAUUGGGCAUGUUCAGAACGAGCUGAGGCAGCUGAUUCAGAAGUCGAACAUUGCGUCCUUGUCGACUUGGAUGAAGAACUUGGGGGGAAGUGGGGAGGAGAAGUUCCGGCUGAUUCCAAUUAGGAGGGUUGCGGAGGACCCCAUGGAGGUAAGGAUGGUACAAGCAAGGAGGCCGAACGAGAUUAAGAAGGCCACCAAGACACCUGAGGAGAGGAGGAAAGAGAUUGAAGUGAGGGUGGCUGCGGCGAGGUUGUUGCAGCAGCAUAAGUCGGAGUCGGACAGGGCCCAAUCUCAUAAUGGGGGGUCGGAUUCGUCUUCAGGAUCAAAAGUAGCCGAGCAGCGACGAGGCAAGUAUGGGGUUGUCAGGAAAAAUGGGUCUAGGGCGGAGAGGAGGGAUUGGGUUUGGUCCUAUUGGAAUUCUAUGAGUGCUGAUAUGAAGAAAGAGUUGCUUAGGAUUAGGGUUUGCGAUCUGAAGGCCCAUUUCGGUUCAUCCAAGGAUGGUUUAGCCAAUGAGGUUUUAUCGGAGGCCCUGUCAUAUGCCGAGGCUAAUAAGACUUGCAAGCUCUGGGUUUGCUGUCGAUGUAACGAAAAGUUCUCUGCUUCAGAGUCUCACAUGCAGCAUGUUGUGCAGGAGCACAUGGAAAACCUAUCACCCAAAAUGCAGUCAGUUUUGCCUCAGAAUGUUGAUACUGAAUGGACUGAGAUGCUUCUUAAUUGUCCUUGGAAACCGCUAGAUGUAUCAGCUACUGUUAGGAUGUUUGGAAUUCAAAGAAGAAGCAGCAGCAAGGAUUCUGAGUUUGAAGAGGAUUUCUAUUUGGGGAAUCGUACAGAGGAGCGUGAGGACUGCUUCAAGGAUGCAUGGGAUUCCUCUUACCCUGAGAAUGAAAGUUUCAAGGAUGGUUGCAACAACGCUUCUUUAAAGAGCAGCAAUGGGAAUGAUAAAGUUUCCAACAUUGAGAGUAGAGAAUGUGAUGACGGCCAUGGCUCUUUGACGUAUUCCCUUGCUCAUAGCUGGCCAAUAUCUGAUGAUCCUGACCGUGGAAAACUUAUUGAAAGAAUUCAUGCUGUGUUUGAGGUGCUUAUUAGACACAAAUAUCUUGCUGCAAGUCAUCUUAACAAGGUGCUACAAUUUACGAUGGAUGAGCUGCAAGGUCUUGUUGCUGCUCUUGCUUCUGGUUCCCAGCAUCUGAACCUUGGUUUGGAUCAAACACCUAUAUGUAUCUGCUUUUUGGGAGCAACCCAGCUCAGGAAAAUCCUUAAAUUUUUGCAGGAAUUAUCACAUUCUUGUGGUUUAGGUAGGUAUCCUGAGAAAAGCAGUAGUGGUCCCAUGGAUGAUGCAACCAGUGGUACUCAAGCGCAUGAGAUUAAGGAGAAGAUUGUUCUUAAUGGAGAUGGAUCUUGUCUUCUUUUGGAUGAAUCUUUGCUGCCAAUUGAAUGUACCCCUGGCAUGGGUCAUGGUGCUGCCAUUGAUAAUGUGGCUGCUGAUGGCAUCGCAAAUGAGGAUCAACCUGAUGCAGAUGCUUUACUAUCUUGGAUAUUUUCAGGUCCUGCAAGUGGGGAACAGUUGUCUUUCUGGAUGCGAACAAAAGAGGAAAAAAUGCAACAGGGAUUGGAAAUUCUUCAGAUGCUUGAGAAGGAAUUCUGCCACCUACAAAGUCUCUGUGAGGGAAAGUUUGAGCAUUUGAGCUAUGAGAAAGCAUUGCAGACAGUGGAGGAGCUGUGUUUUGAAGAAGGUAAGAAGAGGGAGAAUUUUGCAGAAUUUGUGCAUAGAAGUUAUGACUCUGUUUUGAGGAAGCGUAGAGAAGAGCUUCUUGAGAGUGACAAUGAUGUACUUAUAAAAAAAGAGAGUGAGAAUGAUGUGAUGUUCCUCAGCAGUAGGUUUGAACUUGAAGCUAUAUCAAAUGUUUUAAAAGAAGCAGAAGCGCUAAAUGCUAAUCAAUUUGGAUAUGAGGAAACAUACGGUGGGGUGACCUCUCAGUUAUCUGACUUGAAACCUGGUGAAGUUGAUGAUUGGAGAGCGAAGGACUAUUUUCACCAAGUGGACACUUGUAUAGAAGUUGCAAUUCAGAGGCAGAAAGAACAGUUAUCCAUAGAGCUCAGCAAAAUUGAUGCACGAAUCAUGCGAAAUGUUUCUGAGAUGCAGCAGUUGGAACUAAAGCUUGAGCCUGUUUCUGCCCUCGAUUAUCGGUCAAUAUUAUUGCCUCUAGUCAAGUCAUACCUGAGGGCACACUUAGAGGAUUUGGCUGAGAAAGAUGCCACAGAGAAGUCUGAUGCAGCUAGAGAAGCCUUUUUAGCAGAGCUUGCUCAUGAUUCCAAGAAGGGUCUCAAAGGAGGAAGUGAUAAUUCCAGGCAUGCACAGGAGAAAACAAAGGAUAAGAAAAAGAACAAGGAGUACAGGAAAACCAAAGAUUCAAAGGCUACCAGUGGUCUCGAGCUGCACACACUUCGUACUGAGGCUGUUGAGCCAAUCAGUUCCUUUCCAGUUGAAUCUGAUUGUGAUCAUCAAGAUUCUGAGAUUGUUGUUUCUGAGAAUGGCAAUUACUUAACACAACAGGAAGAGGAAUUUAAACUUAAAUUUAAGCUUGAGGAGGAAGAAAGAAUGCUUGAAGAAACCUUGGAGUAUCAAAGACGAAUUGAGAAUGAGGCUAAACAGAAGCACCUUGCUGAGCAACACAAGAAAUAUACUCGACCAUAUACAGAGGUGGCAGAAGGAUUGCAUGAUGUUUACUUGGAGUCUGGUGCAGAUGAUCAAGAUGUGCAUGAGCAGCUGAUACCUUGUACACAGGAGCACUUGGCACUGAAGGAUGGAGUCCCCAACGAUCUAGAAGACAUGCUUCCAAAUGGUUCCCCUCGUCCAAAAAUAUCUACUGUGUCUGGUGCCAAAAAGAUAAGUAAUGUGAAUCACACAACAGCUAAACAAGUCUUAGCUAAUGGAGGGAUUGCAGAGGAUGGCCUUUUGCCAUCUGAUCAACGAACAGGAAGGAAAGGUAAACGGCGGAGGAGUUCCUCCAAAUUGGUUGAUGGAAAGGGUCAAGCUAUGUCACCUGGAAAGGAAAAUAUUGAUGUUGGGAGUUCACAUAUCGAAAGUGGCUUAAAAGAGCAAGAUAGAUUACAUGACCCCCUCUAUGCAGACAGCGCUGGCUCUAUUCCAGUAGACAACGGAACAAAAACAUUGAGACAAUUGAAAGUAGAGGUUGAAGAGGAAGAAAGGUUCCAAGCUGACUUUAAACAAGCUGUGCUCCAAAGCCUUGACACAUACAAUGCUCAAGCGCAGAAGAAACAACCUGUGGUUUCAAGUUUAAGGACGCAACAGAGGAUUUGUCCAGAAGCAGAUAAGUUUGAUGUUUCACCAAAUGAAGGCACAGUGGAUGCGAAUCAUGCAGAUGUCAUUGGUACUGGGCUGCAGAAUGAAGUGGGCGAGUACAAUUGCUUUCUGAAUGUUAUCAUACAGUCCUUGUGGCAUUUAAGACGGUUUCGAGACGAGUUUCUGAGGAGAUCAACAUCAGUGCAUGUUCAUGUGGGUGAUCCUUGUGUCGUUUGUGCAUUGUAUGAAAUCUUUGCAGCCCUGAACAUUGCAUCAACAGAUAUGCGAAGAGAAGCAGUGGCCCCUACUUCUUUGAGAAUAGCUCUAAGCAACCUGUAUCCUGAUAGUAACUUCUUCCAGGAGGCUCAGAUGAAUGAUGCUUCCGAAGUACUAGCAGUGAUCUUUGACUGCCUUCACAGAUCGUUUAUUACUGGUUUGACUGCUUCUGAUACCGAAUCGGUGGAAAGCGAUUGCACGGGGUCUUGGGAUUGUGCUAACAAUUCUUGUAUAGUGCAUUCCCUUUUUGGAAUGGACAUUUUUGAAAGAAUGAAUUGCUACAAUUGUGGUCUGGAGUCCCGACAUUUAAAGUAUACUUCCUUCUUUCAUAAUAUAAAUGCCAGUGCCCUCCGAACCAUGAAGGUUAUGUGUCCAGAAAAUUCCUUUGAAGAGCUUUUAAAUCUCGUAGAAAUGAAUCAUCAGUUAGCUUGUGAUCCUGAUGUUGGUGGCUGUGGGAAGCUCAACUACAUCCAUCACAUUCUCUCAACUCCACCACGCACUUUCACAACAGUCCUUGGUUGGCAGAAUACAUGUGAGAGUGUUGAUGACAUAACAGCGACACUGGCAACCCUAAGUACUGAGAUUGAUAUCAGUAUCCUUUAUCGUGGUUUGGAUCCCAAGAGCACGCAUAGUUUGGUUUCAGUGGUUUGCUACUAUGGGCAACACUAUCAUUGCUUUGCCUAUAGUCAUGACCAUGAACGGUGGAUUAUGUAUGAUGAUAAAACUGUCAAGGUCAUUGGUGGUUGGGCCGAUGUUCUUUCCAUGUGCAAAAGAGGGCACUUGCAACCUCAGGUUCUUUUCUUUGAAGCUGUAAACUAGUUUUGUGUUGGAAAUUGUCAUGGUGGAUUAGAGAGCAGAGUUUGAUGCUCAUCUGCUGUCUAUGGUGAGGUGUUAAUGCAUUGCUGCUGAAGCCGGUGCAGUUCAAAUAGCGAAACCUGCAAGACUUGGUUUUAGGAAAGAUUGUGAAGUUUUGAUAUAAAAUUGAGAUGUGGCAUUGAACUCAAGAGUUUUGGAGCAACUGGUUCUAGCAGGAAAAGAUCUUGUAUUAAAAAAGGUUUUUGUUUGAACGAAAGGACGGCAGAUGACUGAAGAGCCCGAAAGCAUAGAUUUUGGUUCUCUUGCUUCGGAUUGUUUAGGAUUAGUCAAGUCAUCCUUGGAAUCGUCGUUUCAUUCCUUGGACCUUUUUAAUAAGAUGGUUGGAUGGGGAUGGGGGGAGGGGGGGUUGGUGGAUAGAGUUACUAUAAAGGUUGCAUGGCCGUUUAUACACUGGAGGAAAUGAGUGCAGGUCCUCGGGAGCAUAUAGCCAGUUGUAACGGUAAAAAUUCGGUAAAUUAGAUUCAAAAGCUCUUCAAAUUUUUUUUUUUUUUUUUUUUUUUCCCUUUUUGGAGUUUUGAAUGACUUCCUCCCCUCUCCCCUGUAUAGAUCAGAUCAUGGUGCUGCUUACAAAAACAUCGUUACGGCAUCUUGAUGCCCAUGUGAUUAAGAAUUGGAUAACUUUUGCUCCCAAAUUCUGAUUAUUGAUGUCAAUUAUCGGUUAAAAUUUUGCUUGUUA
Carya illinoinensis is the source of this 6082-nucleotide messenger RNA. RefSeq lists its product as uncharacterized. The transcript has 15 exons. The coding region runs from base 340 to 5349 and encodes 1669 amino acids. Gene Ontology annotation, molecular function: cysteine-type deubiquitinase activity; protein binding. The record is from RefSeq and is a predicted model, not a curated record. Gene Ontology annotation, biological process: protein deubiquitination. Lineage: Eukaryota; Viridiplantae; Streptophyta; Magnoliopsida; Fagales; Juglandaceae.